Messenger RNA from Labrus mixtus (cuckoo wrasse), 1642 nucleotides. Its product is annotated as atrial natriuretic peptide-converting enzyme-like. NCBI's taxonomy places the organism in Eukaryota, Metazoa, Chordata, Actinopteri, Labriformes, Labridae. The coding region runs from base 1 to 870 and encodes 289 amino acids. Gene Ontology annotation, molecular function: serine-type endopeptidase activity. Gene Ontology annotation, biological process: proteolysis; acrosome reaction. The record is from RefSeq and is a predicted model, not a curated record. The transcript has 7 exons.
AUGCGUGUCAUUCCAGGAGGAGAGUUUCAGUUCUGUGCACCAGAGAAGAAUGUGUCUUCGUGGUUAACAGUAAAAGUUUCCUCCUGUCCGUCAGAGUGCGGUGUGCGCCAGGCGACGGGGCUCCACCCCCACAGGAAGAAGAGGAUUCUGGGAGGUCGUGUGUCUCGGCAGGGGGCGUGGCCGUGGCAGUGCUCCCUGCAGAGCGGUCAGAGCGGUCACGUGUGCGGCUGCGUCCUCAUCGCCCCGAGGUGGGCUCUGACCGUCGCUCACUGCUUCGAGGGGAGAGAGAGUGCAGACCUGUGGAAGGUCGUCCUCGGUCUGAAUAACCUCGACCACCCGGGGGUCCACAGUCAGAGCCGCGGGGUGCGCUCCAUCAUCGUACACCCGCGCUACAACCGGGCGGUGGUCGACUACGACAUCAGCGUGGUGCAGCUGGACUCUGAGAUCGAGGAGACGAAGUUCGUCAGACCCGUGUGUCUGCCCGAGCUCGGCCAGCUUCCUGCUCCGGACUCCUACUGUUACAUCACAGGCUGGGGCCACAUGGGCAACAGGAUGCCCUUCAAACUUCAGGAGGGCGAGGUUCGGAUCAUCUCUCUGUCUCAGUGUCAGUCGUACUUUGACAUGAAGACCAUAACUCCCAGGAUGCUUUGCGCCGGUUACGAUGCUGGAACCGUCGACUCCUGCAUGGGCGACAGCGGCGGCCCCCUGGUGUGCGAGGAGGACAGCGGGCGCUGGACGCUGUUCGGCCUGACGUCCUGGGGCAGCGUGUGCUUCAGCAAAGUCCUCGGACCCGGAGUGUACAGCAACGUGACGCACUUCACGCCCUGGAUCCAACAACAGAUCUACAUCCACACGUACCUGAACGACUGACACACACACACACACACACACACACACACACUCUCUCCUGCUCCAACUUCCUGUCCAGCAUUCCAGAAGGAAGUGAUGUCAUCGUCACCAACACCCUCUACAUGUGCCUAUAUCUAAAUUGAUAGCCUUCAGAUGCUAACCGCUGUAUUAGCGGUGGAAUUAACUAGCAUUAAGAUGCUAACUAGCUAGCUGGUAGAGCUGUUGUUGUUAAAAAGUAGAUUUCUCACUCAUACGAUUAACAUUUACUAAACGAUUAUUAAUUCUAUAUCUGCAGAAACAACGUACGGUGGCAAAAAAAAAAGACCAAAAGACGGAAAAAAAAUCUCACAAAACUGACAAACCGAAUACUUGAAGUUUAGAAAUAUAUUUAAAGAAGAAGAAAUCAAAAUAUCCAAUUGGUUCCAUGCAGAAGCCCGAAGACGACGUCCAUCUGUACGUUUUUUAAAUUUAGUUUGUUUUCUCGAGAUCUCCGCUCACUGAUCUCGUUAAGUCGAGUUAACUUAAGUCGUUAUCUCGAGAUAACGACGUGGAAAGUCAAGUCCUCGAGAGACAAAUUGAAAUUGAAAAAGUGUUUAAAUGGAGUAAAAAAAAUGUCUGGAUGCGUGUCCGCUUCGGGCUUCUGUAGUUUCAUAUUUAAACAUUUUCACAACAUUCAGGCGAUCAGUGUUGGAUCUCUAAAAGCUGCUAGCUUAAACAGACGUGUUAAGCACUCAAUUUCCCACAAUGCUUCACUCUAUUGUGCCUGUGUGUGUGUCUCUGUAGUAAAAAAACA